This is a messenger RNA of Serpula lacrymans var. lacrymans S7.9, 1536 nucleotides long. RefSeq lists its product as uncharacterized. The transcript has 5 exons. NCBI's taxonomy places the organism in Eukaryota, Fungi, Basidiomycota, Agaricomycetes, Boletales, Serpulaceae. Bases 1 to 1536 code for a protein of 511 amino acids. The record is from RefSeq and is a predicted model, not a curated record.
AUGGUCCUUACACACAAAACCCAACUCGAGCCUUCAACAUUACUUAACCACUGCCUGCACCACCCCGCCAACUCACAGAAGCCAAAAAAGCUUCUCGAUCUGGUUGGGAAUACUAAUGCACCAAUUAGUGCCCUCACCACAAAGCACAAUACCAGUAUCAAACAGAUCAAGGCCCUAGCUGGGUUCCAUAAUAUUGUGAAGAAGAGUCGGGCCCCCAACAUCUUCAAUGUGCUUGUUCAUGCCAAGGCAUUGGAGAUAAAUCCUGUUACUAUCUCCAAUACGAUUAAUACGUCUCAAACUCAUCUACAACGAGCUUAUCAGAAACCCUUCACAUAUCAGAAACCCAGUGUUACCAGGCUUGCACAUUCCAAGCGUAACAAAACAAUCAUAUUCUACACCGUCAUUCCCACACUUUCUAGCAAAGGGACGCAAGGAAGAAAACCCACUACCAGGGCACAGACCAGAGCAGAACCUACUCAGACAGCCACACCCCCAGUGUCGUCAAGACAAGACAGAACAACAGCACCACCCCCUUUUCCCCAACCCGAUUCCACCAGACUUCAUACUAGAGAACAAGCAGACACAUUCAUCGAAGCUAGAACACAUUGGUUACAGUAUUACACGAGAAGUCACCCGCAGCUAAUACCCAGAACCCAACAUGAUCCCCCGGUCUCAGAAGAAGACAUCUACAACGAACAAGACUUUGAAGAAUUUGCCACAGAAGGCCAACCAGUACCACAUCCCACACCUCAGAUACUCCCCCCUGCACCCAACCCAUCUCCCAUUCCACCAACUAGCACCAUGUCCAACACCACAGCACCCAAACCUACUAAGUUUGGACAAAUAGACAAUUUUGAUGGAAUGCCCGACCGAGCCAACGGCUGGAUGUUGUCAGCCAAAGCAUACUUUGAUGUAAACGACACCAUUUACAACUCCAACAAAAAGAAGGCCUUCAAAGCCCUCUCCCACAUGAAGGAGGGAGCCACCCUAGUAUGGAAAGAGACCAAACUGACGGAAUACACCGGAUCGGGCAAAUACCCGAAAUGGGCGGACUUCAAAACCGACUUUAAUGGAACAUUCAUUACCGCGGAUGUAAAGGGAGCGGCCAGUGCAGCCCUUAUGACGAUGAAAAUGGAAACAGGAGAAACGGCAGUAAAGUUCAACUCCCAUUUCAUGGUAGACGCAGGAAAGAGCGGCUUAAACGACGAAGGACUAAUCAUGGUGUACAAAAGCUCCAUACGCCCAUACCUUCUUCAAAAUAUGCCAACUGGACAAACUCGAACAGCAUCAGCAAAGGAAAAUGGGGAAGGAAAGGAGAAAAGAAGAAAGAGGAGAAAGGAGGAAGAAGCAAAUCAUCCUCGGCAAAACAUUUAUCCAAAGAUGAAGAAGACUCGCUCAAAAGAGAAGGGCGAUACUUUAUAUGCAAAGAACAGGGACACAUCUCAUGGUUCUGUCCGGAAAAGAAGAAAGGAAAACAACCGGAUCAAAGGAUCAGAACGGCAGAAGUUGAAAAGGAUGAAGCCGAAACGGUGGUAG